This is a messenger RNA of Cantharellus anzutake, 498 nucleotides long. RefSeq lists its product as uncharacterized. The record is from RefSeq and is a predicted model, not a curated record. The coding region runs from base 1 to 498 and encodes 165 amino acids. The transcript is spliced from 2 exons. Lineage: Eukaryota; Fungi; Basidiomycota; Agaricomycetes; Cantharellales; Hydnaceae.
AUGGCUCUUUCAAGAUUGGAAACUUUACUUCCAUUGCAUUGGGCAAUUUUCUCAACCGGAUCGAAGGCAAAUUAUGACAUGAAGCAUAUCGGUACCGAUGGGGUGGGAUUAGAAGUCUUUGGAGGCACAGGGGUGGCACAUAUGGAAAAGAACUGGGGCGCAUCAUUUCCAACUGGCUGGACAUGGUGUCAAGCAUUUGGCGCAUCCUCGCAUGAUCCCGUGCAGACAUUUGGUGACCAUCGAGACAAUGCAACAAGAGAUUGUGUUGCCAUUGUGGGUGGUGUCCUCGCUUUGGGUCAAAAGGCAUAUCUCAUCCAUUACAAGGAUUCAGGCGACGCCUGGCACCGUCGUCAUGAGCGUUCGACACAUCCUUAUUCAGCGAAGGAUCAUGAAAGUACUGAAAAUUCUGAUCCUAAUGACAAGCAGCAUAUCAACUGGACCUUCCGCCCAUUAUGGACUCUGAUUCUAGCACUCCCGUAUCCUGCUGGUAUCCCAUGA